CAGAAAGUCGGGUCGAAUGCAGGAAGUGGAGUCCGAUCAAUGAUUAUCAGAGAAGAACUUAGAUAUCUUUUCUUUAUUCAUUAUUAGUUUUUGUGGUUGUUUUCUCUUUAAUCUAUCUAUCAAUCUAUAACUAUCUAUCUACUGGUUUAUAUAUUAUUUUUAUUGUUUUCUUAUUACUAAAGGUUGAAGGAAAGGAGAGACAGAGGAACACCAAGAUAAGAAAUGAAUGGAAGAUGAAGGGAAAGGAAAGGAGAUGAUGAAGAAGAGGGGAUAAAGAAGUGAAUAGGAAAGAAGGGAAGAGGCCUCAUUAUCCUCCCCUUCCCUCCCUCCCUUCCUCUCCUCCCUUCCGUCACCAUGAAGAGGAUCGUAAAACUGCCGGUGUUCUAUCUAUGCCUAGUCUGCGGUGGGGUCCUAGUCCUGUACCUCCACAGCGGGCAGGACACCCUCACGGACAUCCUACAGAUCGAAGGAAGCCACAAGUUGCCAUCCAUACAAAUAGACAUCAAACACAGGACCUACAAGCCUGACCCCGACACACCUGCAGACGAAGCCUCCAAACCUGCCCACAACACACCUGGCUUCCUUACGUCCCCGGAGAGCCCCUAUCCCACUCCUGACACCAGUGUAACACGCCGCACACCUGUCCACUCUACACCUGAGAAAUUACCUGAAGAAAAAGAUGAAGAUGAUGAGGAGGGUGAGGAAGAGGAUGAGGUUACUGCCCCCUCCCCCCUCCCCUCCCCUCCUCCUCCUCCUCUUGCUCGAAAGGAAGAGGAAGAGGAAGAGAAGAAGAAGAAGGGGUUGAAGACUAUUCUCGUGUGGAAUAAUGGCUACGGACAGGAGAGAAUGGGCUUCGACGAGGGACAGGAAUCAUUUUUGCUACAUAAGUGCGAGGUUAACACAUGCUACAUAACGGCCGACCGCUCCUACCUGCCCGUGAACUCCUUUGAUGCUGUUAUCUUCCACCUGAGACCCACCGACCCUCACGACCUGCCCAAGAUGAGGUCACCCAAACAGCGCUGGAUCAUGUACGAAGUGGAGUCCGCAUCCUACCUCUAUCAGGACCUUGCAUACUACGACGGCGUCUUCAACUGGACCAUGACCUACAGGCUGGACUCCGACAUACCGUUCAGGUAUGGAAGAAUUGAUCCGAUUAAGCCGCCAUUCUCCUCCCUCUCCCCACGAAACUACGCCGAAGGGAAGACCAAAUUGGCGGCGUGGUUCGUCUCCAACUGUCUGACUCACUCGCGGAGGGAAAAGCUUGUGCAGUUUAUGAGGGACGUGGACAUGGAGGUGGAUGUGUACGGAAAGUGUGGUAAGCUGAAGUGCCCGCGGGAGAGUCAGGAGUGUUAUGGACUUCUGGAUAAACACUAUAAGUUCUAUCUGUCCUUCGAGAACUCCCUCUGCAAGGAUUAUGUCACGGAAAAGCUCUUCAAUAUUCUCAGACACGACGUGGUCCCCGUGGUGUUCGGGCUGGCCAACUACACGGCCAUCGCACCGCCCCACUCCUUCAUCAACGUGCUCGACUUCUCCUCCGUCAGGGGCCUCGUCGACUACCUCAAGUACCUCGACAAAAACGACGACGCCUACAACAGAUACUUCAAGUGGAAGGAGCGUUACCGCGUGCUGGACGGCUGGGACGCCACGAGGGAAAAUUUCUGCGCCCUCUGCAAGAAGCUCCACCAGGACAGCAAGCCCAAGGUGUACUGGAACAUGAAGAGCUGGUUCGUGAAGCGGGGAAAGUGCAAGCGCGCUCACGGCAUGCCCCUACACUCCCUGCGCGUCAGCGAUCCCCUCAUGGAAAAAUACGAGAUACUGAUUAAGGAUAAGUCGUUUGAGGAGUUCCUGAUGGUCUAGAUAGUGCCAGGUUGUGAUAUUUGGUAGAAAUGAAGAGAUCUGAGUACCGUCGCCUGCUCCGCCGCCAGUGAGCAGUGACAACAACGGCACAGCGCAAAGCGUAUCAUACUUUAUAGUUUAAGGAGUUCCUAAUGGUCUAGAUAGUGCCAGGUUGUGAUAUUGGGUAGGAAUGAAGAGAUCUGAAUAUAUCGUCGCCUGCUCCGCCGCCAGUGAGCAGUGACAACAACGGCACAGCGCAAAGCGUAUCCCAUUUUAUCGUUUGAGGAGUUCCUAAUGGUCUAGAUAGUGCCAGUUUGUGAUGUUUUGUAGGAAUGAAGAGAUAUGUGUAUCGUCGCCUACUCCGCCGCCAGUGAGCAGUGACAACGGCACAGCGCAAAGCGUAUCCCACUUUAUCGUUUGAGGAGUUCCUGAUGGUCUAGAUAAUGCCAGUUUGUGAUAUUUUGUAUCAAUGAAGAGAUCUGAGUAUCGUCGCUUGCUCCGCCGCCAGUGAGCAGUGACAACAACGGCACAGCGCAGAGCGUAUCCCACUAUUCAUCGUAAACAAUUAAGCUUGACAAACGUAAUCCAUAUAAAUCUAACCUUGCCUGACCUAACCUAAGUAUUGCUAACCCAGCUUGACCUAGCCUAACUUUACCUACCCUAACCUGACCUAACUAUAUUUGACCUAGCCUAACUGUACCUAACCUAACCUGACCUAACUAUAUUUGACCUAACCAAACUUUACCUAACCUAACCUAACUAUA
Messenger RNA from Eriocheir sinensis (Chinese mitten crab), 2600 nucleotides. RefSeq names its product alpha-(1,3)-fucosyltransferase C-like. The record is from RefSeq and is a predicted model, not a curated record. Gene Ontology annotation, molecular function: alpha-(1->3)-fucosyltransferase activity. The transcript is spliced from 9 exons. Bases 355 to 1857 code for a protein of 500 amino acids. Gene Ontology annotation, cellular component: membrane. NCBI's taxonomy places the organism in Eukaryota, Metazoa, Arthropoda, Malacostraca, Decapoda, Varunidae.